AACAGUCAACGUGGAGUAUUGCCGAGAUCAGAAUUGACAAACUCAGUCGAGUUCUGAAUGGAUCAUCAUCGUGAUCAGAAUAGCGAAACGGCGUCGUCGGAGCCGGCGGCCAUAGAGCACAGGGCCUACGCCAGGGUGGGUCUGCUCGGCAACCCCAGCGAUGUCUACUAUGGCUGUACGAUCUCUUUCAGCCUCGGCAACUUCUGGGCCUCCGUCCGAUUACACCCCUCCGAUGACCUCGUCAUCCAGCCCCACCCCACCCACGACCUCGUCGUCUUCAGAUCUCUCCCCCACCUGGUGAAUCGGCUAGACAAUGAGGGUUAUUAUGGCGGUGUUCGAUUACUGAUGGCAAUUUGCAAAGUGUUUUUUGAUUAUUGCAAGGAAAAAGAGAUCCAUCUGGACUCGAGAAACUUCACUCUUUCAUAUGAUACUAAUAUCCCUCGCCAGAUGGGACUAUCGGGGUCUAGUGCUAUUGUGUGUGCAGCCCUUAGCUGCCUUCUUGACUUCUACAAGGUUAGGCAUUUGAUCAAAGUGGAGGUCAGGCCUGGCAUUGUCCUCGGCGCGGAGAAACAGCUCGGCAUUGUUGCUGGUCUUCAAGAUCGGGUUGCACAGGUUUAUGGAGGCCUUGUUUACAUGGAAUUUGAUAAGGAACACAUGGAUACUUUGGGGCAUGGCAUUUACACACCCAUGGAUGUUUGUCUUCUGCCGCCUCUAUAUCUCAUAUAUGCCGAGAAUCCAAGCGAUUCUGGGAAGGUACACAGUACAGUUCGCCAAAGGUGGCUCAAUGGCGAUGAGUUUAUAAUAUCAUCAAUGAAAGAGGUAGCAGAUAUUGCACAAGAAGGAAGGAAAGCCUUACUCGAAAAGGACUACACUAAACUAGCAGCUCUCAUGAACUCUAAUUUUGAUCUUAGAAGACGCAUGUUUGGAGAUGACGCUCUUGGUGCUUUAAACAUAGAAAUGGUAGAGGUCGCCCGAAGGGUGGGUGCAGCCUCGAAAUUCACAGGUAGUGGAGGAGCUGUGGUUGUAUUUUGCCCUGAUGGUUCUUCACAAGUGAAGCUAUUAGAGGAUGCAUGUCUAAGUGCUGGUUUUAAAUUAGAACCAAUUAAAGUUAUUCCCUCCCUUCUAAAUGAGGUUGAUCUUCAAACCCUGUCAAAAUAAGUAUUUGCGGUCUUCCCCCAUUGCUUGUAUUGGUAAAGUAAAACGUUCAGUUUGUUGAUUCAUAUUUAUUAAUAAAAGGAAGGAUUUCAAUUUGGUUUA
Molecule: messenger RNA, 1257 nt
Organism: Rosa chinensis
Lineage: Eukaryota; Viridiplantae; Streptophyta; Magnoliopsida; Rosales; Rosaceae
Product: glucuronokinase 1
Exons: 6
Coding region: 58-1158 (366 amino acids)
Molecular function (GO): ATP binding
Source: RefSeq, a predicted model, not a curated record